UCAUAAACCUUUUCAGGUUCAGGUAAUGAGAAUACUUGAAAGAAUAAUGAUGAUAAUUUUUUUCCUGUCUUUUAGAUGAUCUUCCACUAAAGGAAAGAAAAAUGCCUUUACAAGAAGAAGAGUUCGAUCAGUGGUUGGAUUCAUUUGUGCAGACAUUUAAAGAGCUGAAAGAUGAGCAGAAAACUAGAACAUUAAAAGCUGUAUUGGAGUUGUGUAGCUGUGAACAGCUAACAUAUCUCACACAAGUUUUCAUUCCAGGCAGUUGUCAAAUUGAUUUUCUUUCUCACCUACCUAAUGAUGUUGUCAUUAAGAUUUUAAAAUAUCUGGAUGGGAAAAGCCUGAAGAAAUGUAGAAAAGUUUGCAAAUCCUGGAAUAAAACUAUAAACUCUAGCAAGGAAGUCUGGCUUCAUCAGUUCUGGAAGCUCGGAGGUCAGGUGCUAGCUCCAUCCUCCAUCACAGGGAAGGAGGCUCGGAAACUUUACUGGCACCAGUAUCAAUACAAGGAGAAGUUCAACGAAGAUCUGGACAAGGCACAGUUUGUUUUCGGGCCCUAUGAUGAUGAGGAUAAUGAUGAAUAUUACAAGCUCAAAAGUACAUACUUCUAUAAGCCAUAUCUGGCGGCUGGGAGUGAAGACAGAAGUGUAUAUUUCUGGGAUACAACAACUGGGAUAGCCUAUCUAGUCAAAGUGAUCGAGGCCCACAGUAUAUGUCAGAUCAAGUUUGACAAGGAAUUCCUCUACACGGCGUCAUAUGACAACACUGCUGCCUGCUGGAACUUGGAGAGUGGUCAGCAACACAGUAGAUUUGUCGGUCAUGUCAAUGCAGUCAUGUGCAUCGAACCGAUAAGGAGUCUUAAAAUAGUGCUCACAGGGUCAGCUGACUCUACUAUCAAAAUCUGGGACCAUGAUUCAGGGGAACUUUUACAGACUCUGGUCAAAUUUCAUUCUGGAUGGAUUAAGCAGGUACGAGCAUUAAAUUCACCAUUGCCUGACCAUUUAGUGAUAUUAUCAUGUGACACAAAGGGACAGAUAUGUGUGUGGAGUAAAUUUUUCGACCAAGACAGAACGCUCUCUCAUGAACAUCGUAUGUUGUUGAAUGUGCCCUUUUGCUUAUCGUCCCCCAUUGUAACAAACAAUGGACUAGUGUGCAUACCAGCUGAUAUAUCCCAAGUAGAUGUUAACAACAGUACAGUGAACAUCAUACAGAGUGGUAGAGGGGUGCUGUCUUUCUUCUCUGUGACAGCUGAGAGGAGAAAUGGAAAUGAGACUCUGGUUUGUUCGUGUGUUCAGAAGGUCCCCCUCCCCUCCAGUUUGUCCGAGAGUCGGACCCUGAUUGGUGCUGGGCGUAGAUUUGCCGUUUUUCACGUGACAGAAGAUUAUAUUUCAGAGGAGGGUGAUCUCUAUCCUUCAUCUCUCUGUAUUGUGGACUUAGAACUAAAAGAAAUAUACCAAACUUCUCCAGUGUUUCAUGAAAGUCCCUUUGGUGAGCCCCCUAUUUUAGGAGAGACUGACUGGUUGGAUGGAUUUAAUGAGAGGAAUCAUCCCUGGCAGCUUCUGAUCACACAGAUGGGAGAUUGUCACCUCAGUCUAACAACAGGCACCAAAUAAGGACACCACAAAAACACCACAAUACCAAGUGACUGAAAAAUGAUGGCAUAUAAGGAAAACACAAAUAAGGACACCACAAAUAAGAACACCACAAUGCUAUGAAGUGACUGAAAAGUGAUGGCAUAAAUAAGGAAACCACAAAUAAGGACACCGCAAAUAACACCACAAUAUCAAGUGACUGCAUAUGAAAAUUGAUGGCAUAUAAGGAAACCGCAAAUAAGGACACCACAAUACAAAAUAAUAGGGAAGCGGUAGCAAAAAAGGACAACACAAUAACAAGUGAUUGAGAAGUGGUAUCAAAUAAGGACACCACAAUUCCAAGUAAAAUGGAAGUAAUAGCAAAGAACAUAGUAAUAGUAAACACCAAGUGAAAUGGUUUUCACUUUUUUUUCAGCUAUUCUAAUAUAAUUAAGACAUGGUUGCAACUUGUGGUUUUGUAUUUGUUUUGAAGUGAGGAAAGGGGCAGUAAAUUUGGUGAGUUGUUUUAAUAAGGGAAGUUCAAUUCAUGAAAUAUGCUUGAAUCUUAAGUUGAUAUUUAGCAUUUGAUUAUAAACAAUGUUUGAUAUCGAGAGUUACUUGAGUGUUGCAAGGUACAUGUACACAUGGCUACAUAAAGGAUGAUUGAAAAUGCCCUUCCUCUAUGGUUAAACCCUAUGUUAUUCAUAGACAUAAGCCAGUUUGUCAUCGGGUUAAUUAACUGUCCACUUGUACUCUGUACAUCAUAUAUAGGAUACAGUUAUCAAAACUGUUUAUUGUAAUGGUACUU
Molecule: messenger RNA, 2373 nt
Organism: Saccostrea cuccullata (small rock oyster)
Lineage: Eukaryota; Metazoa; Mollusca; Bivalvia; Ostreida; Ostreidae
Product: F-box/WD repeat-containing protein 2-like
Exons: 4
Coding region: 102-1607 (501 amino acids)
Molecular function (GO): protein binding
Source: RefSeq, a predicted model, not a curated record